This is a messenger RNA of Bactrocera tryoni, 950 nucleotides long. RefSeq names its product probable histone-lysine N-methyltransferase set-23. The record is from RefSeq and is a predicted model, not a curated record. Gene Ontology annotation, molecular function: zinc ion binding; protein binding; histone H3K9 methyltransferase activity. Gene Ontology annotation, cellular component: nucleus. Bases 52 to 873 code for a protein of 273 amino acids. Lineage: Eukaryota; Metazoa; Arthropoda; Insecta; Diptera; Tephritidae. The transcript has 2 exons.
GAUAUUAUAUAAUACAAUGGUAUAGACAAAUAUUUUACAUGUUUUACUAAAAUGACAAGUAAUUUAAAUGUUUCUGAUUUUUAUGAGCAUGAGGAUCGCUCCUUGGAAUAUGUUUUGGAAAAUAUUCUUAGCGAUCAAAGCAAUGAUGGCAGUGACAACGAGUUUCAGCAUUUACAAAUGGAAUUUAAUUCCAUUCUUCUGAAUGGGUGUGAUUGCAAUGUUUCUCAAUUUGGUUGCCUUGAAUGUCAUGGCAGGAACUAUAAAUGGCUUCCAGAAACAGGGGAAUUGGUUUUAGAUACAGACAAUAGUGGAGAUCUUAUUUACGAGUGUAGUUCGUCAUGUAAAUGUGAACCCUCGAAAUGUACUAAUCGACUUGUUCAGAAGGGGCCUAGGGCUAAACUGAAAGUAGUCCAUUCAAAUUUAUUUAAAUCCAAAGGAUUAUUUUCAGGUGAUCAUAUACCUAAAGGAGGGUUUAUUUGUGAAUAUGCAGGAGAAAUUAUUUCCCGUAAACAAGCCCAUAAUCGUUUAAAGAAUUAUGAACAAAAUGUAAAUAACUACAUUUUGUUUAUGAUUGAAAGAAUCAAGGAGGGGCAUGAUAAAUCUUCCACUACAACAAUUAUUGACCCAACCAAAAGGGGAAAUAUUGGCCGAUACUUAAAUCAUAGCUGUAAUCCGAAUUGUGAGGUACGUUCAGUUCGGAUUGAUUGCCCCAUUCCAAAAAUUGCCAUAUUCGCAAAGCGAGACAUAAGCCCUGGAGAAGAGCUCUGUUUCCAUUAUAACGAGGGAAACGAAGUUGUGUUAGCAAGACAACGACGUAUCUGCUUGUGUGGAAGUGGUAAUUGCACAGGAUAUAUGCCCUAUACUUCAGAUUAAGGAUAUUAAUAUACUUAUGUUAAUAACUGGAUGUAGCAAUAUAGCUUUUUCUAAAAUAAAUAUUUGCAAAAAGUUUA